CGCUUUUCAAAGACAAGUCUUUUACAUAUUUUAACAACUUCAUUUCUUUGUUUUUCAGUGUCAUUUAAAACACAAACUUGUAAUAUUCCGUAGAAGUUGUUUUAUUUCUCUUCAAGCAUUAUAAAAUGGAAAAAUUAAGCAUUGUAUGUUUACUCUUCAUAAGUUUUUCUAUGUUGGGAUCAGCAGAUGUCGGAAAAUGGAUUGUUAGCAAUCAAGAGAAGAACAUCACCUGUUUAGUUGUGCAAAUGGACAUUAAAGUGAACUUUACCUACACAAUUUCAGAUAAUUCAACCAAAAAUGUUUUAUACACAAUCCCUGUUAAUGAAACUGCAGUUGAUAUGACUGGUAGUAAGUGCGGUGAAAAAGACACUUUAAAGGUUUCAUGGAAGGAAGGCAAUGACUUCGAGAUGACAUUCAGUUCGAAUGGUUCAUUAUAUGAUUUGUCAUUGUUUGUUGUCAAUUUGAACACAUCAAGUUUGUUUAAUGAUUCAUUGGCAAAUCAGACUGUGUCUGUAAACUAUGAGAAUGAAUCAUUCGGCAUCCCGACCAAUCAUUCUUAUCACUGUAACCGUGAACAAAUGUUUAAUGCUACUAAUGGAUAUCUGAUCGUGGCAAAAGUUCAAUUUGAAGCUUUUAAGAUGGACAACACUCAACUUUUCUCAAGAGCUAAAGAUUGUGAUUCGAACAUCACACCGGAUAUUGUUCCAAUUGCUGUUGGUUUGUCUCUCGUCGCCUUGAUUGUUAUUGUUUUGAUCGCAUACAUUGUUGGUCGUCGUCGUCAACAAGCCCGUGGCUAUUUGAAUAUUAUGUAAACGAAAGAAUUGAUCAUUAAUCUCUUAUAGGUCUCCUUUUUAAAGCAGAUUGAUGAUCAAGCUAAAAUCCUAAGAGAGGAGGGUUAAUAUUAGUAUAUGAUCUUGCUCACUACAUUUACUUCAUUUCAUUUCUCUAUUAAAAAAUCAAAUAUCUACAUAUUCUAAUUUUUAAAGGUUUGCUAUGUAUUUUAAGCUUUCUUUAAAGCUAAGGUUGCGCUUUGCUCCCUUAAUUUACUUUGAUUGAUUAAAUUAUUGUGAGCAUAAAAAGUUUUCUUCAAAGAUUUGGCUGAACUGAUUGUAUAAAAAUUUACCUAGAGACUGUCAACUAAAGAAUAUAAAAUAAAAAUAAAUUUAGAAAGUAGCGAAGGUUUGAAAAGAAA
Clunio marinus is the source of this 1192-nucleotide messenger RNA. The record is from the annotation of a GenBank genome assembly. NCBI's taxonomy places the organism in Eukaryota, Metazoa, Arthropoda, Insecta, Diptera, Chironomidae.